This is a messenger RNA of Prunus armeniaca (apricot), 396 nucleotides long. NCBI's taxonomy places the organism in Eukaryota, Viridiplantae, Streptophyta, Magnoliopsida, Rosales, Rosaceae. The record is from the annotation of a GenBank genome assembly.
AUGGCUGCUUCUUACAUCAUCAUUGUCCUCCUUGUAUUCACUGCAGGGACCCUGAUGCCUACGGUGAAAGGUGACAUUUGCACAGAAGAUUUGGGUGCAUGCGAUGAUGGCUGCAAUUCAAGGUGCACAUCUGCACAUUCUGGGGCUAAGGCCGGUUGCGAUUUGAACAACAACACCCCAGUUUGCAGAUGCUACUUCGACUGUCCACCUCCAUCUCCACCGCCAUACUCAAAAACUUGCAAACUGAGUUUGGGAAUAUGGGGAGAAAACUGCUCUGACGAGGACUGCAACUCAGAGUGUGCUGCUAAAUAUCCUGGACCCCAACAAGGAAUCGGGUACUGUUAUAGCGUUGGAGCUCCUUUUUAUACUUCUUGUUUUUGCCAAUACAAGUGUUAG